AUCUGUACAAGUAUACAGCGAUAGUACGAGGAUGUCCCAUAAAGAAAGAAAGACCCAAUUUGUAUCAGACCUUGUCGGAGGCAGUACUUUGGAUAUUUACAGGGUAACGUCUAUCUCAGCGCUAUCUUACCUAGUAUGGUGUGUUCUUAAAAAGAAGACAACAUUGUUCGAAAACAGCAAACAGAAUGCAUCUUCAAUUUCUGUAAUGAUUGACUUUUUGCUCAAUUGGAACAAUUUACUUUUGUCGACUACAAUCUAUGCCAACAACAUCCCUUUAUUGAUUGUUUUAAACAUCUUGCCAUUGAUACCUGUCGUUCUUUUUUCGUCUCCAACUAGUAAAAAGGAUGGCAAGAAAGCAGUUAAAGAGACAAGGAAAGCUGUUGUGAACUUGAAAACACUAACGGUCAAGCAGUUUAUACCUUUCAAGACUUUCAUUACAGUUUAUCGGGCUCAAAUGAUGGUCAUCACAUGUGUAUGUAUCAUGGCAGUUGACUUUCAAAUUUUUCCACGUAGAUUUGGUAAAGUCGAAACAUGGGGAACCAGUUUGAUGGACUUGGGUGUCGGCUCAUUUGUGUUCAGUAUGGGAUUGAUCAGUGAAAGAUCAUUUUUACGCCAGUUAUUUGAGUCGAAGUACAGCUAUUCACGGACCGUUUCCAAAAGUAUCAAAAACUCUCUUCCUAUUUUUGCUCUGGGACUAGUCCGUCUUGUUAGCGUCAAAUCAGUUGAUUAUCACGAGCAUGUUACAGAGUAUGGCCAGCAUUGGAAUUUCUUUUUUACUUUAGCAUGUAUUCCAAUCUUGAAUGCUGUGCUUUCUCCAAUCAUCAUCAAAAUCUCACCAUUUCUGACAAGUAUUAUCAUCUCAAUCAUCUAUGAAUAUUUGCUAGUCGGACAAGGGCUUCUUGGAUAUAUCAUUUCCAGCCCAAGAACCACAAUUUUCAGUGCAAACAGAGAGGGGAUACUUUCACUCUUUGGUUAUUUCCCUAUAUUUCUUAACGGCUUGGCCCUUGGAUCUUCCAUUUUACCCAUCGUCUCUAUUCCAAACUCGGUGUUCAGUCUGGGAAUCAGCAGAGAGUCUUUGAUCAAAGUUUAUAUUAAGAAUAAAGGUAAAGUUGGACUUUCUCCUUUGAAAGCAAUGUUUAUACUAUCAGUUGUGUUCCAGCUGGCUUAUUACAUUAUCGAUACGUGCUACAUUUACUCAGUUUCUCGACGUAUGGCCAAUUUACUCUACGUUAUAUGGGUGAGUGCAUACAAUUGUUCCUUCUUGUUCUUGUACGGUCUCAUAGAGAAGCUGGUUUGGGGUGGUGCAGAUGUCGAAAUAGUAGCCCAGUCCUCGGAAGAUGAUAUUGAAUUAGAGACAGACAUCGAUGACAUUGUCUGCAAUGGACAUGUUCCAGCCUCCUUAACGGCCGUCAACACUAACAGUCUUGUAUUGUUCCUUGUUUCAAACUUGCUUACAGGGCUCAUCAACUUGACAUUCAACACUAUAGAUGCCGGCAUCAUUGAAAGCAUGUUCGUACUUUUGGCUUACGAGCUAGCUUUGAGUGCAUUUAGUUUUGUGUUGUAUAAUAUGGGAAUAGUCCUCAGAUAACGUUGUAUAUAGUCUUGUAAAGAGAAAAGUUAAGUUUAUAAAUUAAAUACAUUGUGGUAUUAGGACUUUUUCAAAGCCUCAAAACGUUCCUUCAAGUCGUCCAAAUCAUCCAGCUUUUUCUUCACCUGUGGUCUGACCGGUUGGUUCUCGUUACUGCCCUCGGCGUUGUCACCGUUUUCCCCGUCAUCUUCAUUCACAUCUUCCUUGUAUUUAUCUUCGCUGUAAAGAUCAAUUUUAUAAAUGUCACACAACUCAUGCAUAUAAUCGGUCACAACUGUUUCCUCGUCAUCACCUCUAAGCUUUCUCACAAUUUCCACAUAUAUCCUAUCUUCUAAAUCGGUGAUGGCAUCUGCAGGGAGUUUUUCUUUGGUAUCCGGGGAAUGCGCC
Molecule: messenger RNA, 1975 nt
Organism: Pichia membranifaciens NRRL Y-2026
Lineage: Eukaryota; Fungi; Ascomycota; Pichiomycetes; Pichiales; Pichiaceae
Exons: 1
Coding region: 32-1588 (518 amino acids)
Biological process (GO): protein localization to plasma membrane; GPI anchor biosynthetic process
Cellular component (GO): membrane; endoplasmic reticulum
Molecular function (GO): glucosaminyl-phosphatidylinositol O-acyltransferase activity
Source: RefSeq, a predicted model, not a curated record